Adineta ricciae is the source of this 957-nucleotide messenger RNA. The record is from the annotation of a GenBank genome assembly. Lineage: Eukaryota; Metazoa; Rotifera; Eurotatoria; Adinetida; Adinetidae.
AUGUGCUGUAGAAGAGUUGUCGAAUAUUUAGUAGUUAAUAUUCUCAUAACUAUCUUUCUAUUUUCACCUAUUCUAACGUUUGCAUGUAUCGUUACUCCGAUAAUUUUACUCUGUGUAUUCAAAUGCUAUUGGUAUUUAUUUAUUGUUUUCGGAGUUUGUGUUCUCUAUGGGUUUUGGCUACUCCUUGAUCAUCGAACGGAUUCGAAAGGAGGUCGGUGGUCGAAUCGACUUCGACGUCUAUGUCUUUGGAAAUACUUUGCACAUUAUUUUCCAUUGAAAUUGGUCAAAACUGAAGAUCUCGAUCCGAAUCGAAACUAUAUUUUUGCUUAUCAUCCGCACGGAGCAUUCUCCUUGAGUGCAUUCGGAAAUUUUGCCACAGAUGCCACACAUUUUUCACACUUAUUUCCCAACAUUCAUCCACAUUUGAUGCUUUUAAAACUGCAAUUUCUGUUUCCGUUUACACGCGAUUUGUUUCUUGCGUUGGGCGCAUGCUGUGUAUCGAAAGCCAGUUGUGAAUAUCUUCUCAGCGGCGAACGUAAUCAUGGAAAUGCGUUAGUAAUCGUUCUAGGCGGUGUACCUGAAAUGCAUGCGACACGACAUGAUACAAUGAUAUUUUACAUCAAACGACGAAGAGGCUUUAUUCGAUUAGCAUUGCAAUAUGGAGCGUCCAUUGUACCUGUCAUUUCAUUUGGCGAAAAUGAACUUUACGAACGACGUACUUGUUUUAAUAUGAUAUCCAAUGGAAUUCCCUACGGUCGAUUGCUUAUUGGACACAUGCCGAUCCGACAUUCGGUGGUCACUGUUGUUGGCAAACCUAUUCAUGUCAAUCAAAAUGUUAAUCCAACUUCGGGCAAUAUUGAUGAACUUCAUCAUCGGUAUAUACAAGAAAUUGAACAACUGUACGAAGAUAACAAACAUAAACAUGGUCUCGGACAUGUCAAUCUCGAAAUCAUUUAG